Messenger RNA from Salpingoeca rosetta, 5327 nucleotides. RefSeq lists its product as uncharacterized. The transcript has 13 exons. Gene Ontology annotation, biological process: regulation of transcription by RNA polymerase II. The coding region runs from base 64 to 5178 and encodes 1704 amino acids. Gene Ontology annotation, cellular component: nucleus. Gene Ontology annotation, molecular function: transcription cis-regulatory region binding. NCBI's taxonomy places the organism in Eukaryota, Choanoflagellata, Craspedida, Salpingoecidae. The record is from RefSeq and is a predicted model, not a curated record.
AGGACCUCCAGCACAACACACACACAAAAGACACAACACCUCCUGUUUGGCUGGCUGGUGUGCAUGUUCCACACCGCGACCACACCGCAUCAGCACCACCGAACAGUAGUGCGACCAAACAACCAAGUACACACGCACGUGAAGCGCACACACACACACACACAUAUAUCGCUUCACCCUUGUGGUGCCGCCAUGGCCAGUAAUCAUGGCGUCGGCGUCAAGUACGCCAUCAUCAGCUACGAUACAAGAUGUUUUGUGGCUCGCGUGACUUCCACGCAGUCCCAAAUUGUGGAGCUGAUGGCAUGUGAUGAUCGCGUGUUUGUAACGCACCCCUUCAAAGCCAGGGAUCUUGGGAACUGGUGCCGGGACAACUUUGGACCAAACUUUUCGAGGAAGGACUGCGACCGUGUGAUUGGCGUGGUGUACGGCUCCUCUGCAUGCUACGUCCUCUUUGCUCAACGCGUGCGGCGGCAGCACGUCUUCCACCACCACCACAUCAGCACCCUCGGCACUAUCGAUGCAAUUUCUUGGCACCACCAGGGCUUGACCACGGACCCAUCAAAGCCGCAUUGGCGGGACAUCGAGCGAUUACACCUGGCUGCUGCGUCCUUCUUCUCAGAUACACUCGAUCUUGCUCGCCCCUUUCCACGCGCCCUAUCUCCGACCACCACUGUGCGGGAGCGGUUUUCGUCACCGCACGUCUGGAACGCAGCGGCCGCCGAGCCCUUCAUUCAGGCUGAUCUCGACUGGUGCCCUCCUCUCCUCAGCGGCACAGCCAUUCCCGCGUUUCAACGGCCUCACGGACAGCAGGUUCUCUUCGUGUCGCGUCGCAUCUGCCACGGCUUCAAGCCGUGUCUCAUUGCCGCUGGUCUGACAACGACGAGCGACCACGUUGCCAACGCGUUUGAGUGUGAGGUGGUGGUGAUCAGGUCACCGCGCUCCACGCUGAGCAAGCAGCGAAGUGCCACCGCCACUACCACCAGCAGAGCACAGAACAACUCUCCCUCCCAUCACAAUCACCACCACCAUCACCAUCACCAUCACCACCAUGCACAGCACCAGCAUCGACAGCGCCGCAGGGAAGAUGAUGAUGAUGAUGAUGAUCGUGGUGAUGGUGAUGUGUUGGAUAUUCAUGCUGUCGUAUGGAGACACGGCUCACUGCCUGCGCUCUAUCAGGUGCUCCCUGCCCCACCAGCAUUACCAACACGACAACAGCAGCCGCAAGCGUCGUCGUCGUCGUCGUCGUCCCUGGCUCAACGCCGGCAAACACACCAGCAAGCACCACCGUCCUGUGCACUCACGCUGCUGCCUCGCACCAUCGAUCCACGUGACAUGCCACCACCGCCACCGCCGCUGCCGUCGUCAUCACACCCGCUGCACUCGCAGGCCCACACGCUGGACGACAGCAUCACCGCCACGCUCUCCACAUCCGCGCACGAUUGGCAGAGCGAUACCGCUGCCUCGGAGGUUGGCAGUGACGUCGACACACUCGACUGGCUCGCCUUUGACAGCCCGCACGUGCUGCUGGACACGCCCACACUCGAUCACGUGGACAACCUCUUGCACGGCGAUGUGACGUCACGCCAGGAGGACCGCCCUGCCUUGAAGCUCCUGACGCAAUACUGCAAGUCUGCUGCCGUUCGCUGCCCAACUGUGAACAACUACACAAGUACAGGUGACGACGGCAACAUGUCAUCACCAGCAGCAUCCCCUUUCCACCACAUGCUCACGAGCAGCGAGCACAACAACUACAACAACAGCAGCAGCAGCAACAAUUUUGGCCCUUCCACACCACACGGGCGGUACAACAUGCAAUCGACCUUUGAGCACGUGUCCAUCGUGCUGCUUGGGCGCGACGGGAUGAUUGACGGUACCAACACGGGCGGUGAUAGUGGUAGUGGGGUGAAGGGAAAGGGAAGGGGUGUUGGGGACGCUGGCAAAGGGAACGUGAAAACGCAACGGCUAAAGAUGGUCAAUGGUAGUACCAGCAGCAGCGAUGUUGUUGGUGGUGUUUGGAAGCAGGCUGGCAGCUCGAACACGGUCAGCCCGGUAUCAACACCACGCAGCAAGGAUGGCGGUGGCGUCAUGGAUGCGUUUGGAUUUGAUAAGGCAAUGAGCGUGGGCGAUCAUGAUGGCGGUGCCAGUGACAGUACCACUGGUGCUGACAGAGCUGUUGAAGAUGACGCACGUGUUGUCAAUGAUGCCGUGGAGGAAGAUGGAGAGACGCGUGCAAACGUCCACCGUGCGUGCUCGCGUCUGUUAGCGAAUGCACUGCAAACGAUGGACUCAAUAUCUGUGCAUCGUUGCUCGCUCACGGACACCAUUGAGCAUCUGAGUCCUGCUGAUGCGGCCAAGCUGCUGACGCGCACGCUGGCGGUGGACAUUCGGGCCGGCGGUGCGACACACGCACGCGUUGGUCGCGCGCACGCUGUUGAGGGGAUGGUGCAACAGCAACAGCAGCAGCAAGGAGAAGGUGUCAUGGUGCAUGUUGAGAACCAGCAGAAGCACAUCAUGUGCCUGCACAGUGAGCUUGGACUGGACGCUUGUGCACAUGCAUCUGCCAUCUUGGCCUCUUACUACCUGCUCAUCUUCCAGCAGCAACAACAACAACAACAACAACAACAACAACAACAACAACAACAACAACAACAACAACAGCAGCAGCAGCAACAGCAACAGCAACAGCAACAGCAACAGCAACAGCAACAGCAACAACAACACCUUGACUGGUCGCUGCUUGGAUCGCCAUUUGCGGUGUGUGAGAACAAGCUGGGUGCACAUUUGUCCAAGUUUGUUGCGCACGCCAUGAAAGCCCACCUGAGAGCCUGCACCCUGCUGUAUUGCCCAAUGGUCAGCCAUCGCGUUGAGCUGCACCCGCACUGGCAGACGAGGACGCUUUCGCACAUGCAGCACGUGUUACAUUCUCAUCAACACACGGCAGCUGCAGGCACCAACACUGCCGUUGCAACAGCCAAUGGCAGCAGCAGCAAGGCGCAACCCUUGUCAUCUCGGCUCAAGCGAGGAAAGGCAGCAGCGGCAGCAAAGCCAUCGUCAUCAUCAUCGCACACGCGCGUUUCAACUGACACACUCGCGCGCGUGCGUGACCCACUACACGAUGCGCUGACAGGCAGCAAGGCGUAUGCCGCCAUUGCAUCGUCACCACAGCACCCACCGCUCACGCCAUUCUUCGUGUUCAGCACAGCGGCAGAGAGGAGUGCGCUGUGGAUGAACAGCCCCAUGCUCAUGUACAGGGUGAACCCAGUGCUGGUGGCGGACAGUCGCCCGCUGCGAACAGAGGUGCAUCUUGCUGCCUUUGAGCUGUCACUGCCCCGUGCCGUCACCCUGCGGCACCUGCGCAUAUACGGCGCACUGCUGCGCACACGACAGCGUGUGGUCACCACCAUCUCCGCUGGCCUGUCCAAGGACAAGCAGAUCCCGCGUAAGACGCUCGCCCUGCCGCUGUCGUCGUGCCCGACAUCUGUGUUCUUUUCCUUCAACGACGCGCCACCGUCGUCUGUGGUGGCCUCUGUCGUCACAGUCGCCUUUGAAGCGCGGCAGGCGUUCCAGGUGCAGGUGGACCGGGUGGAGGUGCUCACGCAGAUUGACGACACCUCGUUUGAUCCAGACGAGUUUGAGGACAUGUUCCACCGCCACGCGCCGCUGUCUGCCGCCAUCACGCCGCACGCCACCCGGCCCGCAUCGGGGCUGGCCAUGCACUCGCCAGCAGGCGUGCACGACAGCGAUGGCAGCGGUGGCGGUGAUGAUCGAGAUGGUGAUGUUGAGCAAUUCCUUGGCGGUGGCGGCUCUGCAUGGCUCAACACUGCCAGCAAGAACAGAGUAGCCAGUGGCGAUGAUGACAACGACAACAAUGGGAGUCCAUCACUGGAGGAGAUGCGCCCGUUUUCAAUGGCGGACCACUUUGCCAUGCAGGAGGACUUUGAUGCCGUCGAGUCGGAUGUCAUUCGGGGAGAGCCCGUACCGCUUCGCCGCAGCACCACCUCCCCUCCGCCGUCACAACAGCAGCACCCUCAAUACCAUCACUACGUGCUUGGUGGCGUGGAUGAUGGCGCCCACUCGUCGCUCGCUGGCCACAAACCGGACACCCCGCCGCUCGACGUCUUCUCAAACGCCACGAGCAACGAUGACAGCUCGGGCGGGGUGCAGCGGUUUCUACAGGCGUCGUCACUGGAGGCGAUGGUGGCGGGCACAGGAGCACGCGUGCGGGGCAAUGAUGGUGGCAAUGGUGGUGAUGGUGAUGAUAAUGAUGAUCGUGGUGCUGGUGAGGAUCACAGUGGGCCAAAGACGCUACAGCAGCAGCAGCAGCGGCAACAGCAGCAACGGGCGAAGAAGUCAUCACGAGGGCCCACAAUCACACGCGUCGGAGAAUACGAUCGUGAAGAUGACGACGAGGAUGGGGAUGAUGAUAAUGAUGGUGAAGAUGGCGGUGGGGAUCGUCGCACUGAUCGUCGCAGUGAUGAUCUCAAGGCAAAUGGCGGUGACUUGGAUGAAGAUGAAGAUGAAGAGGAAGAUGAGGGGAUGGGGGCACUGCUGGAUGCGAGUGAUGCGUUGCUGCAGACGCACGAGGCGGCGAAUGCAGAGGAAGAGUGCAUGGUCAAUCUGCUGGACAGCAUAUGCACGCGCCAACACGCCGCGAUGCAGUUGCCAGACAUCGCGAGUGGCUCUGUUCGCGUUGGCGACGUUGGCAGCGUGUCAUGGCCGCUUGUUCGCCUCAUCCAAGCCACCCUCUCUGCACCGCACCCCCUCGUUCUCCUCCGGCCAGAUUCGACGACAACCACAACGCUGUUUGUGACGCCUGAUGGUGGGACUAUGUGUACGUUUCUGCUUGAUCCGCGUCUUACCGGACACAGCAUCCAUCUCAGCGCUGUUGUGGUCGUGAACGCCGUGUGUGGAUGGCGCGCACCACCACACACGCACGGCCGCCACCAUGCGCCGACAACCGUCUCGUGCGAAGUGCUACUCGGGCAGAGGCCGUCGCGCAUGAUGCAAUCUGUGGUGACGCGGCCUCUGAAUUCUGGAGCGUCGGAUCAAACACGUUUGCCGAUUCGCCACCCCCCGCAAUUCGUUCGCUACGUCCGCCUUGCAUUCUCCACAGAUCACCCCGUUGGCGUGUCCAUCCGCUUGGGCCACGUCCGCUUCGAGGCAAUUCGGCACGAAUAGUGGAGGCAGCUUUCAGCACACAACCGUUAACACAUCAACACAACACAACACACACACACAUACACGCGCAAUACAUAUGUGCACAUACGCGCGCACGUGCUCCCUUUGUCAUUUGUACAUGCACAUCCAAUACACGUCAGGAUAGGAAA